ACCUGACGAUCGGACUGCCUUCCCUUUUCCUGGCCCUGUCCUCACCCUUCUCGCUUCCGUUUUGUGUAUGCUGUCCGGUGCAUCAUCGCUGCUUGAAUAGCGUUCUGUGUCCGUUGCACUUCCUUUCGUCCUUUCUCGUUUUUCGCCCUCUCAGCACAGUUGCAAAUGUCGAUCCUACGCAUCGCCUUCAGGGUGAGCAGGGCAUGCUCCUCCAUGUCUACCCGCACAUUCUCCGUCCAGUCAAUUGCACGAAGCGCUGCCGAACCCGUCUACAAGGCCCCUGCCCUGGGCGUUAACAAGACGUACGAUGAAGCCCUGAAAAUCAUUGCGGAGGAUAGGAUCAAGCGCCUUGCCGAGGUUAAGAAGAUGGAAGCAUCGCUGGCGGAGCUGCUCAAAGCUUCUCCUUCAGUCGCAAGGGACGCCGAGAUUGCACAGCUUAAGGACAACAUCUUUAGCCAGGAGGCAUAUGCCGAGAUCAACGACCCUGAAAUCCAGUGGCGGUUCAAGCAUGGACAGAUCGACAUGUCCAAGGCUGUCUUCCGGUACAUGCAGAGCAAGCAGUUUCAACGUGAGACUUUGCCUGUGAUCCAACAGCGCAUCUCCCAGAUGUUUGUUACGCCCGAUCUGUUGCCGUCGUUUACGCCAUCGCUCAACGUUCAAUUGGAUUUCGGUCCAGGAUCUUCGCCAUCGGCUUCUACUAACAACUACUUCGAGACUGGAUCAUAUCUACUUCCUGGAAAGACUAUCAAAGAGCCCAAGGUUAAUGUCACCUCAUUCCACUCGGAGCAAAAGUACUACACCGUUGCAUUGAUUGACCCAGACAUGCCUGAUGUCGAGAACGAGACUUUCAAACAGCAGUUGCACUGGUUGAUGACUAAUGUUCCGCUGUCGGCAACACAGAUGGAGGUGAGCGCAGGAAACGCAGAUGUUAUUCUGCCAUACCUUCCCCCUCAUCCACCCAAGGGCACGAGAUACCAUCGCUAUACACUUUUGCUGGCCGAGCAACCCAACGGAGGUCAGGACAAGGUUCAAAUUGCUCAGAGUGAUAUUUCAAGAGAGACGACGCUUCGGGAACUUUGCUCACAAUAUGGACUCAAUGUCAAGGGCCUGACCUUCUUCCGCCAGGUCUGGGAUAAGGAUGUUAGCAGGAUCUACACUGAUGUUCUUAAGCAGAGCGAGCCGACUUAUGGCAAACAGCCCAAGGUCGAUGAACUUUUGGACGAGACAGGACAGAAGAAGAAGAAAUAUGUCAAUCUGUAAAGGAGGAGCGAUCUGUGAGCCAACGACACAUAGCCCCCUCCGUUUGGAACAUAGGAUGCACCUUCUUUUUGCUGCUGGGCUGCAGAGAGCUGCAGUGUUGUGGAGUUUACUUUUUUCCAUCAUUUUUCAUCGCGUACAACAAAAAAUAAAACCAUAGACAUUUGAUAAAUAUAAAUCUUGAG
This is a messenger RNA of Gamsiella multidivaricata, 1442 nucleotides long. RefSeq names its product phosphatidylethanolamine-binding protein. The coding region runs from base 166 to 1260 and encodes 364 amino acids. The record is from RefSeq and is a predicted model, not a curated record. Lineage: Eukaryota; Fungi; Mortierellomycota; Mortierellomycetes; Mortierellales; Mortierellaceae. The transcript is spliced from 4 exons.